AUCGAUCAGAGAGCGGGAGAUGGCGGAGUGCGGAGCCCGCGCGCCGAGACCGAUCGCCGAAUAGCUCGAUCGAACGGAACCGCUAGGAGUGGCGAACUGACAGAGACACUGUUAUCCAGAGUGAGGCCUGCAGUCCACUGCGCCAGUGAUGGACUUCCCGUGGCACAGUGGAAAAGUGUUGGAGCAGCUUAACCAUCAGCGGCAGCUGGGUCUGCUGUGUGACUGCACGUUUGUAGUGGAUGGAGUAGACUUCAAGGCCCAUAAGGCUGUGUUGGCAGCAUGUAGUGCUUACUUCCACACACUGUUUCUGGACCAGAAGGAUGUUGUGCAUUUGGAUAUCAGCAAUGCUGCAGGUCUUGGGCAAGUUCUUGAGUUUAUGUACACGGCCAAGCUGACGUUGAACCCUCAGAAUGUAGAGGAUGUGCUGGCUGUAGCUACAUUUCUUCAGAUGCAAGAGAUUGUCAAUGCUUGUUCUGCUUAUAAGUCCCUUGCUGCACCUUCGACAUCUAACAGUGGACAAGUGGAGAGACAUCAGAGUCUUGCUAAGAAAGAUGAUGUUACUUCAGUCGAGGGACAGGCCAGAGAUGUCUCCGCUGAGAGUGGCGUUCCUGAGGCAGAUGAAGCUCCCUCGUCAUCAGAAACAACAGAAAGCCAGCAGGCUACAUGUAGCACUACUGAGAGACAAAGCACUGGGGCUCAGCAAUUAGGGAACAGAGUUGGAAGACCACUGAAGCUUGGUCAGCAUGCUAGGCAAAAGAAAGCUGAGGUGCCGGUCACCAAGACAGACACGGAGGAGGAGAGUGCAACAAAAGAAGUAAUGGAGUAUCAAGAUGAUCCUUCUGAUGCGGAUUAUACGCCAAAAUUCUCACAGAGGCCUUCAGCCAGAAGAUCUUACGUAAGCACGCGGAGAAGCAAAUCAAAAUAUGCUGCUGAGAUCCUGUCCACACAGAAUGAUGCUUCUAGUGAAGGAGGCGCAUCAAAGCCUGCCACUGAGGAGAAUAUGACCGAGGAACAGGAGGAAGAAGAGGAGGCUGGUGGAGAGGAGCAGCCCCUGGAGGAGGAGGAUGGACUGAUGGAAGCAGAGGAUGAAGGGACAUCAGGGUCGGCGGAUGGAGAAGAGGGGAAGUUUAUGAGGUCCGGCGCCAUGGCUGAACGCAGUGAGUCCAGAGCGUACGGCUCGGUCACACACAAAUGUGAGGACUGUGGCAAGAAGUUUACCCACACAGGGAACUUUAAACGGCACAUGCGCAUUCACACAGGUGAGAAGCCCUUCACCUGCAGAGACUGCAACAAGGCCUUUUCAGACCCAGCUGCCUGCAAAGCACAUGAAAAAACCCACAGCCCACUGAAGCCGUAUUGCUGUUCCACAUGUGGGAAGAGCUACCGGCAGAUCAGCCUGCUGAACCUCCACAGGAAGCGACACACGGGUGAGGCGCGCUACAGCUGUGAUGACUGUGGGAAGCUCUUUACCACGUCGGGCAACCUGAAGCGCCACCAGCUGGUGCACACUGGCGAGAAGCCGUACCACUGCGAAUACUGCGAGCGGGCAUUCUCUGACCCCACUGCCAAGAUGCGCCACCUGGAGACCCAUGACACAGACAAAGGCCAUAAAUGCCCACAAUGUGACAAGAAAUUCAAUCAGUUAGGAAACUUGAAAGCUCAUAUGAAGAUCCAUAUCGCAGAUGGGCCUCUCAAGUGUAAAGAGUGCGGAAAGCAGUUCACCACUUCAGGCAACCUGAAGAGACACCUGCGAGUACACAGUGGAGAGAAGCCCUUUGUCUGUAUGCACUGUCAGAGAGCCUUCGCUGACCCAGGGGCACUGCAGAGACAUGUGCGCAUUCAUACAGGGGAAAAGCCUUGCCUUUGUCUGAUUUGUGGAAAAGGCUUCACACAGGCCAGUUCACUCAUUGCUCAUGUUCGUCAGCACACUGGAGAGAAGCCAUAUGUAUGUGACCGUUGUGGCAAAAGGUUUGUGCAGUCCAGUCAACUAGCCAAUCACAUCCGUCAUCAUGACAAUAUACGACCCCACAAGUGCCAUACAUGCAACAAAGCAUUUGUCAAUGUUGGGGACCUCUCCAAACAUAUCAUCAUUCAUACAGGGGAGAAACCUUUUCUUUGCGACAAGUGUGGUCGUGGGUUUAACCGCGUGGACAACCUUCGCUCCCAUGUUAAGACUGUUCACCAGGGCAAGGCAGGCAUGAAGAGACUGAUGGUGGCUGAGGAUGAUGGGGAAGACAAGCUGCUCACUGCCUCUGCCUCAGCUUCUGAACUGGAUGACAAUGAAGUCAACAUUGUUACAGUUACCACGGAUGACAUUGUGACUUUAGCUACAGAAGCCCUGGCAGCCAGUGCGGUAGCACAGCUGACUGUGGUGCCUGUAGCAGCAUCUGUAUCUGCGGAUGAAACUGAGGCUCUGAAAGCAGAGAUCACAAAGGCAGUGGAGAAAGUGCAGGAGGCUGAUCCCAAUACUCAGAUCUUGUAUGCCUGCGACUCCUGUGGUGAGAAGUUCCUGGAUGCUAGCUCACUGGCCCAGCACGUGCGCAUCCACACGGCCCAAGCCCUGGUCAUGUUUCAAGCAGACUCCGACUUUUACCAGCAGUAUGCAGCGGACGGCACCUGGCAGGCCACUGAGCAGGUCAUUCAGGGAGGAGAGCUCCUCUUCCGGACGCGGGAGGGCGAAGAAGAGGCCGGCGAUGGCAGUCAGAGUGAGAUAGCCCAGGCUGAAGCUCAGACUGAAGAAGGGGACGAGCAGGCAGAUCCCCAGACAGAGGACGGGACAGACACUGUACAGAUUUGUGAGACUCAGACUCAGUGAGGUUUUCCUCACAUUACAAACAAACUGGGGACACUUAAGAUGUUUAUAUAACAUACAGAUUUCUAGUUUUGAAAAUCAAAGCUAAUGUGUCUUUAUUCUGAGUUGUUUUUAUAAAUUGGUAUGGAAGAUUAAAAAGAAACCUCUCAAACCAUAGCACAAGUGCAUGAUAUCAAAUAUGUAGCAAAUCUUGCUUAGGUUGUA
Colossoma macropomum (tambaqui) is the source of this 3016-nucleotide messenger RNA. It is a transcript of the gene zbtb17, whose product is annotated as zinc finger and BTB domain containing 17. The record is from RefSeq and is a predicted model, not a curated record. Bases 149 to 2815 code for a protein of 888 amino acids. The transcript has 15 exons. Lineage: Eukaryota; Metazoa; Chordata; Actinopteri; Characiformes; Serrasalmidae. Gene Ontology annotation, molecular function: protein binding. Gene Ontology annotation, biological process: regulation of immune system process; regulation of cytokine production; negative regulation of transcription by RNA polymerase II.